Hibiscus syriacus is the source of this 5112-nucleotide messenger RNA. RefSeq lists its product as uncharacterized. The coding region runs from base 309 to 4688 and encodes 1459 amino acids. NCBI's taxonomy places the organism in Eukaryota, Viridiplantae, Streptophyta, Magnoliopsida, Malvales, Malvaceae. The record is from RefSeq and is a predicted model, not a curated record. Gene Ontology annotation, biological process: regulation of transcription by RNA polymerase II. The transcript has 19 exons.
UCUUGUAUUUUUUUCCCACUCAUUAUCUUUCUCUCUCUUCGAAAUUCCCAAAAGCAGACAACGCAACACCUAAAUCGGAUCCGAACCCUCCUAACCCUAGACGCAGAGUUUAUACUCUUCGGUUUCCAUUUCUAUGGCCAUUCCCUUUUCUUUUAUUUCUCUCCCGAAAAGACUGGUUCCGGAAUUUUGAUUUUGAUUUUUAGGGUUAGGGUUUUAUGUUUUUCCGAGGGGUGGAUAUAGGAUUAGGGUUCAACUUUUAUGGAUUUUGAAGGGCUUGGCGGUACGGAUGCUUGUGGUGGUCGUCGGUGAUGACCGGAGCCCUAUACCACCGGCAGAAGAAGAAGAUGAUGGGUAGGGGUGCGGACAGAGGUUGCGGCACCGAGGAGAAGCCUUGCCGCCCCAUUUCUAGGGUUUCUAGUCGGAGUCCGUUGACCCAGCCCGAGACUUCCGGGAAGCAAUAUGAUAUUGGUGUUGAUUUCUUUUCUCAGGCACGGAAAGCCCUUAGCCAACGUUCACCUUUUGAUAUUCCUGAAGGUGGUUCUGUUGCCGUGUUGAGCGUGCCAACGCUGCCCAGUGGAUUGGUUAGUUUAUUGAAGCAGACUGAUAGUAGGAAGAGACAUAAAAAGUCGCAUUCAGGAGCAGAUAAGAAGUCAUCAAAGCAGGGGAAAAAGGCGCGGGAAGCCAGUAUUUGGGUUGAAACGGAAGAAUAUUUUAGGGACCUCACAUUGCCGGAUAUCGAUGCUUUGUCUGAUAUUACCCCAUUUAGGUCUUUAGCAGCUAGGAAGAAGUGUUUUAUGAUUCCUUAUGUUGGAAAUGAGCCAGCUGCGAAUUUGAAUUUGGAUACUGAAGUGGACGACAAGGUAAGCGUGAUUAGUGGAGAGAAUUUUAAUAUUAGGAAUGAGCACGGCAAUAUUUGUGAAGGGAAGGAGGUCUUCAGGGUUGAGGAUGGGCAAUUAAUGGAAAUUGAUAGCCGGGCAACGCAAGCUCAGUUUUCACUGAAGGAACCAGAGUUGUGUUUUGCUCCAGAUUCAACUAGUAGUUUAGAGUUGCUUUUAGGUUCUAGGAGUAGGGUAUUGUUAACUUCAGAGCGACCUUCGAAGAAGCGGAAGCUUGUUGGAGAGGAUGCUGGGCUGGAGAAAAUAUUAAUCGCAUGUCCAUGUGAUGUGAAUUCAUCUUUAUGUAAUUUUUGUUGCACAGGUGAUACCGGAAAAGAAUCAAACAGAUUAAUUGUUUGUAGUUCUUGCAAGGUUUCUGUUCAUCAAAAGUGCUAUGGGGUGCAAAAUAAUGUAGAUAGUUCUUGGCUCUGUUCUUGGUGUAAGCAGGGAAAUGAUGGCAGUGGUACGGUGAAACCUUGUGUUCUUUGUCCGAAGCAGGGUGGUGCAUUAAAGCCUAUUCAAAAGAAUGAUGGAAAUGAUGCCUCUGUGGAGUUUGCUCACUUGUUUUGUUCACAAUGGAUGCCUGAGGUUUAUAUAGAAGACUUGAAAAAGAUGGAACCAAUUAUUAAUGUGGGAGGAAUAAACGACACUAGAAAGAAAUUAGUUUGUAAUGUAUGCAAGGUGAAGUUCGGUGCAUGUGUUCGGUGCAGUCAUGGAACUUGCAGAACCUCAUUCCAUCCUAUAUGUGCAAGAGAAGCCAGGCAUAGGAUGGAAGUUUGGGGAAGAUAUGGGUGUGAUAAUAUCGAAUUACGGGUGUUUUGCUCUAAGCAUUCGGAAAUCCAUGAUAACAGCAAUUCCCCUCCACUUGGAAAUCUUUUUGCUUCUGGCACCCACUCUUCUAUCACCAACCCACUUCAUCUGCAAUCUAUGGACAAAUCUCAAAAUUCAAAAGUUAGCCUAAGCAAUGGAGAUAAAAUUGCAGUGGACAUAGAAGCUCCUGGUACCAGAUCAAGUUCCCAAGCUGCAUCAGAAUGUGGUGAGACACAGCAGCUGGGUGAUGUGGGGUUGUUGGGGAAGAGCAAUGAUGACGAACAUAACCCAUGUAACUCCCUUAAUUUUGCAAUGAUUUUGAAGAAGCUAAUUGACCGAGGGAAAGUCAAUGUAAAAGAUGUAGCAUUGGAGAUUGGACUCUCGGCUGAUUCUUUGAGUGCUUCAUUAAAUAAUGAUAGCUUGUCACCUGACCUGCGAUGCAAAAUAGUGAAAUGGCUUAGUAAUCAUGCAUAUAUUGUCUCUUCCCAGAAAAAUUUAAAAGUUAAUAUGAAAUCUUUGAUUUCAUCGAAGGAUGAGAUUGAAGCAACAUAUAUUUCUGAUGAUAUAAUGGUAUCCAAGUCUGACAUAGCAGAUCUUGCUGCUGUUAAGCCUAUGCCUCCUCGAAGAACCAAGAACAAUGUAAAAAAUUUGAGGGAUAACAAAGUAAUAUGCUCUGAUGAAAUUAUUGAUGAUAUUGGGGUAGUGAUGGAUGAAGUUAGUUGCGAUCUGCUUGCUAAGGAAGAAACAAAUGAUUCAAGUAAAGUAUCCAUUCUUGGUACCACUGGAAAGAAUUCAGUCAACCCUUAUGGUUACAAGGACCCUUUGGAGAGUCAUUUUCACAAAUUGGAAGGGAUUUCAACUGAUCUCUUAAAUGACAGCCUUUAUGGAAGGAGUCAAUCAGAGAGGGCAACGACUCCUGAGAAGAAACAAGAUCAAGGAAAUGCCAUUUGUCCAAUGAUUAAUCCAGUUAUUGCCGAUCUCAUAAGAACUGAAGAAUUUUCUAAUUUUUACAUUCACCCCUAUACAAGGAAGCAAAUGCUGGAGAUGCACCAUGGGAUGCUUUGUAAGAAUAGAGUGGGUGAGCUUAAUGGCAAAAAGGACACCUUAAAGGAGUUCGAUGGUGCAAGUAAGAGAGAUCUCUCUUGCCUGGUAGCAUCUUCAAAUGCUAGUGUUUGCUGCAGUCACCAAAUUGAUCAUUCAAAGUGCAAUGAAAAGAGUUGUCAAUCUGAUGAUUUAGUGCUGUCAGUUAAGGCCGGCAAAUUGGGAGCUAUCAAAUUUUCUCCCGAGGAUGAGGUAGAAGGGGAAAUUAUAUAUUAUCAGCAUAGAUUACUGGGCAGUGCAGUUGCAAGAAACCAUGCUACUGAUAAUUUAGUUUCUAGGGUUGCUAAAAGUCUACCACAGGAGGUCGAAACAGCAAGGACAAAGAUAUGGGAUAUUGUGCUUGUUAAUCAAUAUCUUUAUGAGCUAAGAGAAGCAAAGAAGCAGGGCCGCAAAGAGAGAAGACAUAAGGAGGCACAGGCAGUGUUGGCCGCUGAUACUGCUGCUGUAGCUGCUUCCUCCAGGAUUUCAUCAUCAAGAAAAGAUGGCUUGGAAGAUUCUAGUCAUCAAGAGAAUGUGUUGAAGCCGAAUGCUUCUGUUGGAAGAUCUGGCAUUAACUCUCAGACAAGUGCAAAAGAUGCACUUUCUAGGAAUGCUGUCCCAAGGAUUUCGUCUGAAAAGUACUCUGAUAGUGCUCAAUCAGUGACAGAUUUUUCUAAAGGACAUCCUAGGUCGUGUGACAUAUGCAGACGAUCUGAGACAAUGCUAAAUCCUAUUUUAGUCUGUUCUGGGUGCAAGGUUGCAGUUCACUUGGAUUGCUAUCGCAAUGUUAAAGAAUCUACAGGUCGUUGGCGCUGUGAACUAUGUGAAGAAUUGUUUUCAUUUAGACCCUCUGGAGCUCCAUCUCUAAACUUUUGGGAGAAACCUUAUCCUGCUGUUGAAUGUGGCUUAUGUGGUGGUACAACUGGUGCUUUUAGGAAAUCUGUGGAUGGCCAGUGGGUACAUGCUUUCUGUGCUGAGUGGGUUCUUGAAUCAACAUUCAGAAGGGGACAAGUUAAUCCUGUCGAAGGAAUGGAGAUGGCUUCAAGAGGAGUUGACGUUUGUUGUAUAUGCGGUUGCAAGCAUGGUGCGUGCAUUAAGUGUAGAUAUGGUCACUGUCAGAUCACUUUCCAUCCCUCCUGUGCUAGAAGUGCUGGCUUCUGUAUGAAUGUGAAUCUUGGUGGUGGCAAAUUGCAUCACAAAGCUUAUUGCGAACAGCACAGUGUAGAACAGAGAGCAAAGGCUGAAACACAAAAACAUGGAAUCGAGGAGCUGAAAAACAUGAAGCAAAUUCGGGUUGAAUUGGAGAGAUUACGCCUUUUAUGUGAAAGAAUCAUCAAACGUGAAAAAUUGAAGCGGGAGUUGGUUCUUUGCUCACAUGAAAUACUUGCUUGUAAAAGAGAGCAUGCCAGUCGUUCAGUGCUUAUUCAUAGUCCUUUUUCUCAUCCGGAUGUUAGCUCAGAAUCUGCAACAACUUCUCUCAAGGGCCAUACAGAUGAUAACAAAUCAUGCAGCGAAGCAAUGCGAUCAGAUGAUGUAACUGUCGAUAGUACUCUUUCAGUGAAGCGCCUAGUGAAGGUUGUUCCUGUGCCUAUGGACAAUAAUCGAAGGACCGAUGACAGCUCCACUUCCCUAAGCCUUUUUGUUCGGAAGCCAACAGAGAGGGUGCCAUUUUCUGGGAGGCAAAUCCCUCAUAGAUAUUCUCUUGCAUCUCGUAAUGCUUUGGUAAAUGCAGAAUGGAACUCAAAAUCCAGGAAGCCUAUUGAAACAUUUGAAAAGGAGCUGGUAAUGACAUCGGAUGAAGCAUCUAUGAAGAAUUCGCGGUUACCGAAAGGAUAUUGUUAUGUUCCUGUCGACUGUCUUCCCAAGGAGAAACAGCUCCCACAGGAUGCUUGUUCUGAUGGACAAUUGGAGCACAAUGGUUAGGCUUUGUCAAUACAUUGAGGUGUUUCACUUGCCUUAUGAAAGGUGAUGGCCAUCUAUGCCUUGAUACUGUUUUCUGUGCGGAACCUGAGGUAUAUAUUUAAGAAGGCAGUUGAGUGGUGAGAUGUUGAUUGGUUGAUGUUAUAUGAGGAGAGGCGCAUCAUGCAUCAAGUUACUCGAGAUGGGGAAGUUUUGGCAUAUCAUUUGUUGUAUAUCUCAGAGUAAUUGUACAGUGGGUGAGAAUUUCAUUCCAUCAUGUUUUGCCAGUGAGGGAUUGGGUACAAAGAAAUGAAGAUUCACUUAUUGAUAAAAAAAUGGCCCAACUGUGCGUGCUGAGUCUGAUGUAUAGUGUAUUAGUGUAGUUGUUGUAAAUGUUUUUAACAUUAACCUGCAAAAGAAAUGUUGCUCAACCAGAGAUUUUGAUGCA